Molecule: messenger RNA, 3027 nt
Organism: Phaedon cochleariae (mustard beetle)
Lineage: Eukaryota; Metazoa; Arthropoda; Insecta; Coleoptera; Chrysomelidae
Source: the annotation of a GenBank genome assembly
AUGCCUGAAAACGUGUUAGUAAUUGGAGGUGGGGGUCGAGAACAUGCCAUUGUGUGGAAACUUUCACAAAGCAAAAAGGUGGAAAAUAUUUUCACAGCUCCUGGAAGUUGUGGAAUCCAAUUGGUGGAAAAAGCAAAAAACGUGGACAUCGAUUUGAAAAAUUUCAAGAAUGUGAUCGAAUUUUGUAAAAAUCAUGCAAUAUCACUGGUGGCAGUGGGUCCAGAAGAUCCACUAGCAAAUGGAAUUGCUGAUGCUUUGCUAGCUGAAGGAAUACAGGUGUUUGGUCCACAGAAAAAUGCAGCUCAGAUAGAAUCCAACAAAGAUUGGGCAAAAACUUUCAUGAACAAUCACAACAUACCAACAGCCAGAUGGAAAUCUUUCAAUAAUGCUGCAGAGGCAAAAACAUUUAUAAACACUGCCCCAUUUGAUGCCUUGGUAGUUAAAGCUAGUGGACUGGCAGCUGGAAAAGGAGUUGUUGUUGCUAAGGAUAAAGAAGAAGCUUGCAGAGCUGUAGAUGAAAUAUUAACAGAUAAAAAAUAUGGUGCUGCUGGAGAUAUGGUUCUUGUUGAAGAACUCCUAUUUGGAGAAGAAGUGUCAGUGUUGGCAUUUUCUGAUGGAACAUGCAUUAAAGCUAUGUUACCUGCUCAAGAUCACAAGAGAAUCUUCAAUAAUGAUCAAGGCCCCAACACUGGGGGCAUGGGAGCUUAUUGUCCUUGCCCAUUAUUGAGUUCUGCACAGUUGGAGUUUGUUCAGCAUGAAAUUCUGGAAAAAACAUUAGAAGGUUUCAGGAAGGAAAAUAUUAAAUUUGUAGGUGUGUUGUACGCCGGUUUGAUGUUGACGCAAGACGGACCCAAAGUGUUGGAGUUCAACUGCCGCUUCGGCGAUCCGGAAACGGAAGUGAUCCUGCCCCUGCUCGAAUCGGAUCUGUACGACAUCAUGGCGGCUUGUUGCCGGGGUACUUUGGAAAGCCAGGAGCUACGGUGGAAAGAGAACGCGAGCGCUGUCGGCGUCGUAAUGGCUUCUAGAGGCUACCCAGAAUCAUCCAGCAAAGGCCAACUCAUAUCCGGCAUCGAACGAGUAACUUCCCUACCGAACCACGUGGUCUUUCACUGCGGCACCGCUGCUGCGACGAAAGACGGAGGCGUCGUAACGAACGGCGGCAGGGUGCUGAUUGCCGUCGCGAUAGCGCCGCAACUGGUCACCGCCGCGGCUCGAGCGACCGCCGCUUGCGAGAUCAUACGGUUCGAGGGCGAGCAGCAUCGGACCGAUAUCGCUCACAAAGGGAUCGCUAGGGCGAUUUUGCAGCACGGCCGCACUACGUACAAACAGAGCGGGGUGGACAUAUCAGCGGGCAACGAUCUGGUCGCCCACAUCAAGCCGGCCGCCCGGUCGACGGCGAGGUCGGGCGUCAUGGGCGGCCUGGGCGGGUUCGGAGGCCUUUUCGACGCCAGGGCGGCCGGGUACAAGGACCCUCUGCUCGUUUCCGGGACGGACGGGGUCGGAACCAAACUGAAAAUUGCUCAAGAAAUGGGAAUACAUAAUACCGUCGGCAUUGAUUUGGUAGCGAUGUGUGUGAACGAUGUCCUUGCUAAUGGUGCGGAGCCUCUGUUCUUCUUGGACUACUUUGCUUGCGGUUCUCUGGACAUUGACAUUGCAAAGCAAGUGGUGACAGGAAUAGCUGAAGGAUGCAGACAAGCUGGAUGCUCUCUUAUUGGUGGAGAAACAGCGGAAAUGCCAGACAUGUACCCUCCCGGCGAGUACGACCUGGCCGGCUUCACGGUGGGCGCGGUCGAGCGUGCGCAGUUGAUGCCUCGCCUAGACGCCAUCAAGCCGGGCGACUUGAUUAUCGGGCUGCCCUCCAGCGGCGUGCACAGCAACGGGUUCAGCCUGGUCCGCAGGGUGAUGAAGAUGAACGGGCUGGGAUAUGGGUCGCCGGCUCCGUUCAGUGGCGAUGGCAGAACGAUAGGCGAAGUCUUGCUCACUCCCACCACGAUCUACGUGAAAUCCGUGAUACCGGCCGCGAAGAGCGGCAAAGUGAAAGCCUUCGCCCACAUCACAGGCGGCGGCCUGGUGGAAAACAUCCCGAGAAUCCUUCCCGAAGAGGUGGCCGUGGAACUGGACGCCACAAAAUGGCGGAUGCCGGCAGUCUUCCCAUGGCUGGCGGCUGCUGGCGGGGUGUGUGAGGGGGAGAUGUUGCGCACGUUCAAUUGCGGCGUGGGGGGAGUGUUGAUCGUCGAUGGAGGAGAUGCGGAGGGAGUGUUGAGGAUGGUGGAGGUGCCGGGAGGGGCGGUGAUCGGAAGGGUGGUCGAGAAGAAGAGUGUUUCAGAACAAGUGACGGUCAAGCAUUUCUCCGACGUGAUGGAAGCCUCCAUGAGGCCUCACAUACCGAGCGUAGUUCGCAACCAGCCCGUCUCCAAGAAGAGAGUGGGCGUUUUGAUAUCCGGCAGCGGCACGAACCUGCAAGCGCUGAUAGACGCGACUCAAGAUCCCUCUCGACGAAUCGGAGCCGAGAUCGUUCUGGUCAUAUCGAACAACGCAGGCGUCGAAGGGCUGACCAGAGCCCAGCGGGCUAACAUCCCUACAAAGGUGCUGAGCCACAAAGACUACCCGAGCAGACAAGCUUUCGACGCGUCGUUGCACGCGUCGCUCGUCUCUGCCGGCGUCGAUAUAGUCUGUUUGGCCGGCUUCAUGCGCAUCUUGACGGGCGAGUUCGUGAAAGGGUGGCGCGGGCGGCUGUUGAACGUGCAUCCCGCCCUGCUGCCCUCGUUCAAGGGCACGCAUGCGCAGAGGCAGGCGAUCGAGGCGGGGGCCAGAGUGAGCGGGUGUACGGUGCACUUCGUCGAGGAGGCCGUUGACGCAGGCGCCAUAAUAGUUCAAGAAGUAGUUCCGAUAGAAGCGAAUGAUACUGUCGACGCACUAACUGAAAGGAUAAAACUAGCAGAACAUAAAGCCUUUCCUAGAGCCCUGCAGCUACUGGCAACCGGGAAAAUCGAAUUGGGCGAUGAUAAUAGGAUAAAAUGGUUGUGA